AUGUCGGCGGCGAGCACGAUCGCGUUUACGGACCAGUCGUUGGAGGCGGUGGCUUCACAGUUUGUGGCGGACGUGGAGGGCUACACGUUGGCAGCGACGUCAGCGACAACUGGGACGGCGGCGUUCUUGUUAACUUUAACGCAGGAGGACGUAGACAUAGAGAAGGCGCAGUUUCCGAACGAGGCGUACAAAAUUGUGUUCGAAAACGGACGGGUAACGGUUAUGGCGCGCGCCUCGACGGGUGUCCUAUGGGGCACGAAGACGCUGCUGCAGCUCGCCAAACAGGUCAACUACCAAUGGCCUACGAGUGGUUACAUAUUCGACGAACCGAACGACGAACGACGCUGGUUCGGUGUUGAUUGUGCCCGGCACUACUUCGAACCCGACUUUUUGAAAGCCGUUAUCAGACGAGGUAGCAACCUGAAGAUGAACGGAUUAUUAUUACAUGCAGUGGACAGCGAAGCCUUCCGUUAUGAUAUAGGCAAGUAUCCGGGUCUGGCGCCUGCCGGACACGGAUACAACGAGACAGUGAUCGGUGACUUGGUGGAUUAUGGUCGAAAAUACGGCGUGGAAGUAAUGCCCGGCUUCGAGUUUCCGGGACAUUCGGCGGCUAUGAAUCUUUACUUCGAUGUGGGAGUCUUACUUCCUGGUUAUGAGUCGAUAACCGUUUUCGUUACCGAUGUCACCAACAACAGUACACUCGACAUUGUGCACGACCUUAUUUCCACUGUGGUGCCUUGGUUCAAGCAACCCAAGUACAUCCAUCUCGGUGGAGACGAAGUACCUGAGUCAAUAAUGCAAAUGUACUCGCCCUUCCUGCAGAUGAUAGGGGGCUCGGCUUUCCAAGAUGACGUUAUGUUGAAGUGUGGAUUUGAUGCCAUUGCACUUACGGCUGCUAAGCAAUGGAAUCGUGAUACAAGUCAAGUUUAUAAGAGCAAGACGGAGUUUGAGGCAUUAACUGAGGCAUAA
Messenger RNA from Gregarina niphandrodes, 969 nucleotides. RefSeq names its product glycoside hydrolase family 20 protein. NCBI's taxonomy places the organism in Eukaryota, Apicomplexa, Conoidasida, Eugregarinorida, Gregarinidae. The transcript is spliced from 2 exons. Gene Ontology annotation, biological process: glycosaminoglycan metabolic process; carbohydrate metabolic process. Bases 1 to 969 code for a protein of 322 amino acids. Gene Ontology annotation, cellular component: membrane. Gene Ontology annotation, molecular function: beta-N-acetylhexosaminidase activity. The record is from RefSeq and is a predicted model, not a curated record.